AUGAUCAAGAUUACCAAACCAAUAUUAUCAAGCAUUUUACAAAAUCAAUUUAAAUUUAAUGCAACACAAACUCAACAAGCUAUCAGAUAUUUUUCAACUUUCCAACAACAAAACAACAACUCUAAACAAUCAUUAUUAAAUAUAAAUCAAAAUGUUAACAUUAAAGGUUAUUCAUUUUUCAAAGUUUCACAAAGUGGAUUAUUCGGUAAACAACAACAAUUCAGAGGAUAUUCAUCAUACAGUUUAGAAGAUGAAAAAAAAAUUAUUAAAGAUACAAAAGAGAAAGAAAAAGAGAAAAAAGAAGAGGAACAAAAAGAAAAAGGAAAAGAAAAAGAAGAAGAGGAUGAGGAAGAAAAUAGAGAAAAAGAAUACAAAGAAGAAGAUCAAGAAGUAGAAUACGAUCUUUUUGGUGAAGUAGAAAAUAAAGCACCAAAAUUAACUAAAGAACUCAAAUUCCAAUCUGAUCUUAUCUAUGGUGUUUUUGGAUUUUUAUUUUUCUCACUUUCAGGAGUUGCCAUUUACAAUAUGAUCGAAGAAUAUAGAAAUAGUUCAGUUAAUCCACUUGGCAUGCCAACAUACGAUGCUAUUCUCUUACUUCAAGAUAUAUACUUUGGUGAAUUAAAACCAUCAAUGGAAAGAGGAAAUCCCGAUUUCAAUACUUUAACCAAAAAAAAUUACUUUUAUGAUGAAGCUGGUAUUAGAAAUCAUUCAUCAGCUGAUACAACCACUUUAAUUGUUCCAAUUAAACAAAAGAAAACUCGUCACACUUUAGGAACUGUUAAUGUUGAUUUUGUCAAAGAAGGUGAUUUUAUUUCUAUCGAAAAUUUCUGUAUCAAUGCAAUCAAUGGUCACCAUUAUCCACUCGAAGGACCAACCCAUAAAAUCGAUACUACUUUAGAAAGAUAUACAGGAAAAUAUUCUUUAGAAGAACUUUUAACUGACCCAACAAUUGGUCUUAAUCCAAAAAAUUAA
Messenger RNA from Dictyostelium purpureum, 972 nucleotides. RefSeq lists its product as uncharacterized. Bases 1 to 972 code for a protein of 323 amino acids. The record is from RefSeq and is a predicted model, not a curated record. The transcript has 2 exons. Lineage: Eukaryota; Evosea; Eumycetozoa; Dictyosteliales; Dictyosteliaceae.